Bemisia tabaci is the source of this 852-nucleotide messenger RNA. NCBI's taxonomy places the organism in Eukaryota, Metazoa, Arthropoda, Insecta, Hemiptera, Aleyrodidae. The record is from RefSeq and is a predicted model, not a curated record.
CCGGAAUGUUUAUGCAUCUGCAAUUUUGAGUUUUGACCUCGGAGCUACUCUGGCCGAGGUUACAACUUCACUCUUUAAAGUCAAAUUCAUCUCGCCGGGGCUUCACUUGUGUAGUGAUUCGCAAAGGAUUUUCCUCGCUCUUGGAAGAAGUGCACUUGCAGGCAACAUGCGCAGUUUCCUCUUGUUGAGCCUAUUAGGCCUUCUCGCCUUCAGCAUGGCGGACGACGACUACGAGGUGCCGGAAGACAUGGUUGAGGAGGCGGAAGGAGCAGUGGAGGAGAGCGAGGAGGCGGCGGCCUCUGUGGCGAACGAGGUGGGGCCGAAGCCGGAGGCACCGACAGCGCCCACGUUCGGGGGUCUGGGGGCUUUUGGCGCCCUGGGGCUCGGCGGCGGGAACUGCGACUGUGGCGUCUUCCUCACCGGUUCCUUCACCAAGGGAUCCAGCAAGCAGCCCACCGAGAACCCCGCCCUCGAGCACGAGUGCCCCGAGGAGACCGCCUGCAACGCCAUCGGACUCAAGCAGUGCACCAACAAGUGCCUUGAUGUGCUCGUGAAACACUUGCCGAACAGUCCGACGAUAAUCUGCGGAGCCAUCGACCGCGAGGUCUACAAAGAACGCGCCUACCUUUGGGUGAAACACUGCAACACAACCCAUUGGACCAACACAAACCUCUCGGCCGGCAGGGAGUACUGCUGCAAGGACAACGCCCCUUACAAGUGCCCCGUUGUCUAAACACAACUUCUCUCUCCACCAUCCUCCUUGUAAAUACCAAAGUCUAGUCCUAAGGUUUCGUUAGUUUUUUCGUAGAUUUUUUGUAUAAAAUAUAAUAUAUUUUUUUUUACUUCAAUUUA